AUGGCUCAGCCCCCUCGUGCCCCAGAAGAUUUGCUAGCUGGGGGUUUGGGUACUGGGUCCCUUCGUGUGCCUGAGGACAGCGACCGGCGGAGGCAGGCAGAGGUCACGAGGCAUGUUCCCACCAGUGCCGUCUCUUGUGCCUGUGAUUUUAUUCCAGUGACGCCAACCGUUGCUGCAGUCACGAAGAUUGCGAUUUCCCGGGUCCGUUUGGACGAUUCUUGGGGUGCUCACCUUGAGAGGAGGCUUAGUGCUGCCAUACAAAAGUGGGUUGCUUUAGUGGUUGAGGAUCCUUUGUCUUUUGACGUCGGUAGGCGGUGUGCUGCUUUCGUGGGAAAUGACGAGGCGAUUUCUCAGGGCCUUCUGCACACUUUUUCCGGCAAAUCAGCAGGUACCUUGCACAGCCGUGCUGGGCCUCUCAUCAGGUUUGUUGCCUGGGCCAAGGCUCGCCAGUGCAAGCCCUUACCCUUCAGCGAGGCGCUUUUGUAUGAUUUUCUGCUUGAAUCCGAGAGCACUUGUGCGCCGUCAUUCGGAAAGGCGCUGAUGUCUGCACUUGCAUUUUGCAAAUUUGUGCUGGGCGUUGAGAAUGUUUCUGAUGUUCUGAGCAGUGGUCGGUUUGGGGGCUUGGCUCGUUCGAUGUUCCUGAACAAAAGGAAGCGACGGCAGAAGCCACCCCUCACCGUUGACAUGGUGAAGGCCCUUGAGAGAUUGGUGAUCUCCGAACGUGAAGGAGAUAUCGACAGGCUGUGUGCGGGGUUCUUCCUCGUUUGUGUUUUCCUUCGAGCAAGGUAUAGCGAUGCCCAAGGUCUGAAGAAUCUUGCAAUCGAUGAGCCUGAAGGUUUUGCUGGCCGCUUGACAGGAUAUUUUCAAGGGGAAGCUUCAAGGACAAAGACGAGUUUCUCGCUGGAAAGGAAGACGGCUCUGCUCCCGAUGGUAGGGCCACUUUUCGGCCUGACUGCAGUUCCUUGGUUCAAGACUUGGUUAGGUCUCCGCGAGGACAUGGGCAUCCCUGAAGGCGAGGACUUUCCUUUGCUGCCGAGUCGAGGGCUAGAAGGGGGUUGGGCUCCGGUCCCCCCUUCAGCUACGGUGGCCGCUGCAUGGCUCCGGGGGAUUCUUAUUUCUCGUGGCUUCCCUGAGGCACGCAAGCUCGGGACUCACAGCUGCAAAUGCACGUGUCUUUCUUGGCUGUCGAAGCACGGAGUUGAUCCUCUGCAUCGGCGUGUUUUGGGUUAUCACAAGGCUCCGCAGGAUGAGAUGAUGCACGUUUAUGGGCGUGACAAUGUGUCUCCAGCCCUGAGGUCGCUGGAGGCUGUCAUCCAGGACAUCAGACAAGGCCUGUUUUUGCCGGAUGUCACGCGGUCGGGUUACUUCCCGACCCAGCCGCAGAGGGAGCCUGGGCCUGAGUUCGUUGAGGAGCCAUCGGAAUCCGAAGUUUCGCUCGAUGAAGAGGACAACGUGCAAGACUUGAGAGCAGAGGAAGCGGCCGCUGAUCAGGUUGUGCCGCCUUGGGCUGAACUUGUGGUUCAGGAUCCUGAUGCUCUGGUUUAUGUUCGCCAUAUAACUUCAAGGAAGUUGCACCGCCUCGCUGACGAGAGUGGGAAUCGGCUGAAGUGCGGAAAGGCGUGCACGCGAAAGUUCGAGAGGGGCAGCCGGAUCACUCGGCGCAUGGGUCGUGUCUUUGUGACGCAGCCGGAUAGACUCGGCUAUGCACUCACCGUUAACCGGGGCACGCGGUUUUGGAUGGAAGUCAACCAUGACUUGAAAAUGUGGCUGUACGGACCAUUCGCCAUGGCCAUCACCGAGAGCAAGGCAAACUUUUCUUCCAGGGCGACGGCCUUGGGGUUGGCCGCUGACGUUUUGAAGAAGUUCACUGAUGCUGGCAUUGAUUGCAUGAGCAAAUUUGCCUUCAUUAGUGCGUUCGUGCCCGGCAACACUGACGAGUCCCCUUUUACCGAUGCAGUUGCUGGUGUGUUGGGGCGCGCUGCUAAUGUGGCAGAGUUGAGCGUGCUGCGCAGGCUUCUUCAUGAGAGCUACAACCUCACUGUCUCAGAGCUUCAGGUGCAGGUUGAACGAACGGAAGAUUCUGCUCCGAGGCGGUUGGCGGCUCCCGAUCGAGCCGAUAGGCUUCAGCGGCAACAAGUCAGGCUUGCUGGCUUGAACAUCCAUGGCCCUACUCUCCCGGGUCAUUCGGUCAUCGAUCGUUGUGUUCAGAUGUAUGAGGAUAAUUCUCUUUCAUACCUACCUUUGCAGUCUUGUCCCUGCCGGGAUGAUGAAGUGAAGUUCAAGAAGGACCGGGAUGACAAGAUGCUUGCUGUGGAUGGCACGGGGCACGUGUCUCUUAGGUCGCAAGCCGUGAAAGUGGAGGCCGAUGUGUCCACUGACCUUUUGCUUAAGCAUGCACUUACACGUCGUGGGCUUGCGCUGGACCAAGCUGGCAUUCUGAGCUUUGCGGAGCAUGAGCGUUGGUCUGAGGCGUUGUUUCAGGCUCGAUUUCGGGAUCCGCCCGACCAGUAUGCCCGUGUCACGCUCCAGCAACUCAUCCAGGCGGACAGGCAGGUUUUUGUUGAAGCAGCUGAUCGGACCCGCCAGGGGAUUCAGGUGGUGGCUUCCGGACGACCGGUCGAUCGCAUUUGGAGUGACGCCAUGUCUUGCAACAAUGUCACUCACCUGCUGCAACCCUUGCCCUUGCCUCCGCCAGCUCCUUUGCAUCCACGGCCUGGGCCCUAUGAUGACCGCAGGGGUUUGAAGGGUCGCGGUAGGGGUAAAGGGAAAGGUAAAGGCAAGGGAAAUGUUCGUAUGCCUGCUGAGCUGUCCGAUGGGGUGCCGGUCACCACCCGGGGCUUGCCCAUCUGCUUCGACCACAACUUGGGGCGGUGUCAGCGUACCGUCACUAGUGGCAAGUGCGAUCGUGGUCUUCACAUUUGUUGCAUCAAAGGCUCUGAGGCGCAGGUCCACGUGACUGAUGACAAAGAUGUAGCACAGCUUGGUGAGGAGCUUGUGCUCUCUUCUUCCGAUGAUGAGAUCCCUGAAGGGGAGUCAUCACCGAAACAUGUCCCGUGCUCGGCCUCAGUUCCGCCUCAGCCGCUUUCCAGCAACCCCGAAGCUUUUGCGUCUCAGCUGCUCAAGAAGCCGUGGCUUGAGGCGAGCGAUGUUUUGCAGCUUUUUGAGAUGUUGCCAAUGGCCGCGCCCCAGCGUGGAACUGAGGGCAAGGCCUUUGCUACCGGUCAAUGGCCAGCAGCAGAAGGGAGUUCUCUUGCCCGUGGUGUGUAUGCUUCCCCCGAAGAAUUUGUGGAAGAAUGCCUGAACGUUGAGCAUCCCUUUGAUCAGCUGCAUGCUGCGCCUGAUGUGCUCAAACGGUGCCUUUUUGACAUGCUGACCAAAGGGCCUGCUUGGGUAGUGGAUCGUAGGGCAAAGCUGCUCAAGAAGUGGACCCAGUGGGCUCGCGACCUUGAGGCCGAGGAAGCUGGCCUUCGCAAGUCGUUAGACCCUGAGGUUGCGAAGGUGUUGCAAGGCAAAAGGCUCCUGCUUCUUGAGAAGAUUGCGUCGUCAAUCGGCUGGGUUGACAUGGGCGUUUUCGCUGAGCUUAGGAAGGGCUUUGAUUUGGUGGGGCAUGCAAAGCACACGGGAGUUUUCGCGCUUGAGCCCAGGCCUCCGAAGCUUCCGAAGGAUGACUUUCUUGCUGCCACAAAAUUUCUUAGGCCAGCCCUACUGGGUAAGGUGAAAUCGUCGUCCGUGGAUCGCAAUGCGCGUGAGCUGUGGGAAAAGACGAUGCAGGAGGUGGAGAGUGGUAUGUUGGAGGGACCUCUGUCGUCGCAGCAGCUGGACGAUAGGCAUCCCUCUGGCUGGUUGCCCACUCGGCGUUUCGGGGUGGAGCAGACUUCUGCUGCCGGGCGCAAGCUGCGGCCUGUUGAUGAUUUCACCGAGAACAAGGUGAAUCUUGCCUUUGGUUCUAUGGAUAAGCUGGACUUGAAUGCGCUUGAUCAACUUAUCUGCACCUGCCGCAUUUGGGCAAGGGCCAUGUGUGGGGGGCAUGAUUGUGAGCUCGUGCUUUCCUCGGGGCUUGUGCUCAAGGGCCGUGUGCAUCCUGGUUGGAAGAAGGCAGGGCAUCAGCCGCUUCUGACCACGCUUGAUCUUCGAGCUGCCUACAAGCAGUUCGCAGUGUCGGCCGACUCGCGAGCUUGGGCAGUUAUCGCUUUGCUUAACCCUGAUACGCUGGUGCCGGGCCUUUUCGAGUCGAAGGCGUUGCCUUUUGGCAGCGCGGCCUCGGUGCUGCAUUUCAACCGUCUCUCGAGGUUGUUGUGGAGGUUGGGGGUUGAGCUUUUGAUCCCAUGGGGAAACUUUUUCGACGACUUCCCUGCAAUGUCACCGAGUGCCAUUUCAGACAAUACCAUGAGUACAAUGACUGCCUUGUGUUCCCUUCUCGGGUUCGCCUUUGCUGACGACAAGCUUAGCCCCUUCCAGCCUGCUGCCACCAUGUUGGGGGUUGAGGUUGAUUGUUCAAGGUGUGAUGAGGGUUUGGUGCUCGUAAGGAACAAGCCUGGUCGUGCUGAGGAACUCGUCGUGUCUCUUGAAGAGUUUCUGCGCGAGGGAGUGAUCUCUCGAAAGCGUUACCUCAGUCUCAUGGGUCGGCUCCACUACACUGAUUCAUACAUACUUGGCAAGUCGGGCCGUUUGAUCAUGGCGGACAUUCGCUCGUGGGCAAAGGGGCAUUGUUCCGAUGAAUUGGUCUUGGACGAUGCAGCACGGGAAUCGCUGCGUCUGUUCAUUGCGCGUCUCCGUGCUUGUGAGCCUCGCCAGGUGCCUUGUGGAGUGGCAAGCCAUGUUGUGCACGUCUUUACGGAUGGCGCCAGUGAGGGUGAGGUGCACUCGAUUGGUGGGGUCCUCGUAGUGCAAGGUAGGCUGCAUUCGUGCUUUGGUUCACUUGUUCCCGAUCACUUGAUCAGCAAAUGGACCUCCACGAUGCGACACAUUAUCGGGCCGGUUGAAUCAUAUGCAGUUGCCGUGGCAAGGCGAGUCUGGCACCAGUUCAUUGCUUCGCAGCGCGCUUUGUUUUUCAUCGAUAAUGUGCAGGCACAAGACUCCUACAUAAAGGGCACCUCUGCCAACCCUCACGUGCGGGAAAUCCUCCUUUCUUUCGAGGAGUCGGAGAAGCUUUCCCCUUCCUGGACGUGGUUCGCCCGUGUGGCGAGUCCAAGCAAUGUCGCAGACGAGCCGUCACGUGCUGCCUUCGAGUUUCUGCAUAAGGCUCAAUGUCGCAGGGUCACUCCCUCGUGUCCCAUAAGUGGUUUUGACCUUGUGGAUCUUGGCGCCCUUGGAAAAAUUUGA
This is a messenger RNA of Symbiodinium natans, 5322 nucleotides long. The record is from the annotation of a GenBank genome assembly. NCBI's taxonomy places the organism in Eukaryota, Dinophyceae, Suessiales, Symbiodiniaceae.